CACUAACAUGGCUGCACUCAACAUUUGAAAUCAUUUUACACAGCUAUUUCAAUGAAAGUGAAUGGUCGCACUGCCCUUGGAAAGAAGCAACUCGACUAUUCACCCGGUAACAACAUUUUUACCUGGGUCUUUCCGAAGGAAAGAACAAGUCCUGUAGUCAAAGAGUAAAUUGCGUCCUUCAACGUGGGCAAUGAAGGACGAGGAAGAUGACGAAGACGCCGCCAUGCAGUAUUCAAUUCAACAAAGUUUGCUGGACACUACCAAACACAGGUCUGAGGAUGCAGACCACGUCUCCAUCUUCACUGCUAUUCGACAAGGACACUUAAAGCUGGUGAAGGAUCUGAGCAUCAAAUGUAAAGAGGUCUUCCUCCAGACGGACAGUAGAGGAUGGACGGCCCUCCACGAGGCCUCUGCCCAGAGCAACCCAACCAUCCUGGAGCUCACUUACGCAGCGUCCGGCGAUGAUGCGGUGGAGCGUCGGACAGCGCGAGGCGAGACGCCGCUCUUCCUGGCCGUUGAGCGAGACCUCACAGACAAUGUCAACUUUCUACUGGGACGCGGGGCCAAGCCUGACGCACAGAACCAAGAGCAUGACUCGCCGCUGCACGUAGCGGUCCGCUUGGGUAGCCCGAAACUGGUUCGGCUCCUGCUCCGAAGAGGCGCGGCAGCAGACCAGGCGGGCCUCCACGAGCGUCGACCACUACAUGAGGCCUCGCGGCUGGGCAGCGCGGAGCUUGCCGGCCUGCUACUGGAGGCCGGGGCCACCAUCGACGCCCGCAGUCGCUUCGGCCUCACGCCGCUGGCCUUGGCCUCGCAGGCCGGACACUUGGACGUGGUGGAGCUUCUUCUCAGGAAAGGAGCGGAUGUGCAUUCACAGGCUAAGGAUGAGGCAUCGGUGCUGUACGAGUCGUGCGCCGGUGGCGACGCAUCGGUGACAGCGCUGCUAUUGGAGUACGGCGCCGACGCCAACGUGGCCAAGCAGAGCGGGCACCUACCAAUCCACCGUGCUGCCCACAGGGGCCACCUGGAAAUUCUGAUGCUGCUGAUUCCGUUAACUUCCAUGGAAGACGUGUACAACAGCGGAAUGAGUCCGUUGCACUGCGCUGCUGCAGGGGGACACGCACACUGCAUCAAGGCUCUUCUGGGCGCGGGUUUCGACCCAAACUACAUGCUACAUCCGUGCGUGCGUCGCGGCUACGACGAUGAGAGGAAAUCGGCGCUGUUCUUUGCCGUGUCCAAUAACGACAUCCCAUCAGUGCGCCUGCUUUUGGAAGCAGGCGCCAUGACCAACCAGGACCCCGUCAAGUGUCUGCAGGUGGCACUGCGUCUCGGCAACUAUGAGUUAAUCAACAUAUUGCUGCGGUACGGUGCCAACGUCAACUUUUAUUCCCGCAUCAACACCACGCACUUCCCCUCGGCGCUGCAGUAUGCACUCAACGACGAGGUGGUUAUGAGGAUGCUAUGUAACUAUGGUUACCACGUGGAACGUUGCUUUGACUGUCCCUAUGGCAACGGGUCGCAUGUUCCUGAGGACUAUGAAGGCUGGAGCAACACUGUCAUCAAAGACACUAUGUUCUGCGAGGUGAUCACGGUGUCGUGGCUCAAGCACCUGUCCGGUCACGUGGUCCGGGUUCUGUUGGACUACGUGGAUCAUGUAAGCCUGUGCAGUAAACUGAAGGCGGCUGUCAUGGAGCAUCAGCAGUGGAGUGACAUCUGCAGGCUGCAAGAGAAUGCCCGCUGCCUGCAGCAUCUGUGCCGUCUGCGCAUCCGCAGCUGCCUGGGCCGUCUGCGUCUGCGCUCGCCCGUUUUCAUGAGCUUCUUGCCUCUGCCGCCGCCGCUGAAGGACUACAUUCGGUACCGCGAGUACGAUCUGCGUGGCAAACUCAACAAUGAGCACACGUGAUUUUGCCACCAUCCUUCGCAUGUGUUUUUCAAAGUUUGCCGCUGUCAGUGACUUUUCCAGUUAAGUCUUUGGUUAUCAGCUUCCACAAGAUGGCGCCACAAACACAGAAUUCGCAAAUCUUCACUUUGGGCGCAGUUUUUAAGAACCUUCGUUUAAAUGUGCGUGUGGAUGAUAGGCCAAAGCGUAGAAAAUGUUUUUUGCCAAAUACCCUGCUACGUGUAGACAUGGCCUAAGUGUCUUGAUUUGGGAUUUCCAGAUAUGUCAUUACUAGGUCACCAAACCCUCUGGAAGUUAAAUAUUGACUAGAAAUAUGUUUGUAUGUGUGUGUAGGGAGGGUGCGAGUGUAAAUUUGACUCGUAACAAGAGUCAAACAUUAUUUUUCAACAAAUUACAGUGAGUGAUACUUUCACUUGAAAGUCUUCAUGAGGGCUUUCCAGAUACAUCAUUAUUAUUAGGUCACCAAUCUCUCCUGUGUUUUUUUUUUUUUUUUUUUCAUUUUUUGAGAU
Messenger RNA from Corythoichthys intestinalis (scribbled pipefish), 2409 nucleotides. RefSeq names its product dynein axonemal heavy chain 12-like. Bases 191 to 1903 code for a protein of 570 amino acids. Gene Ontology annotation, molecular function: protein binding; transcription cis-regulatory region binding. NCBI's taxonomy places the organism in Eukaryota, Metazoa, Chordata, Actinopteri, Syngnathiformes, Syngnathidae. Gene Ontology annotation, cellular component: nucleus. The transcript has 13 exons. Gene Ontology annotation, biological process: positive regulation of transcription by RNA polymerase II; intracellular signal transduction. The record is from RefSeq and is a predicted model, not a curated record.